AUGAGAAGAGCUGCCCGGCGGGGAGGAAGCGCCACACCUCCCGACCUCUCCCCUGGCCCGCCCUCUGCGGCGGCGCGGCGGCAGACGCGCGCAGGAAGGGGCGGGGCUCCGAGGACGGCGUCCGUGCGCGAUCUCGCGAGAGCAGUAGACGACGGAAGUACAGUCUGCAGGAUGCGGUUCCUGGUUGCGUUGGUCCUGGUGGUGGUUGCCGCGGCGGAAGACAAUGAGCGCACUUCUCUUCCGUCACCUACUGAGAAGGCAAAGACUGCAGGAAAAGUCUCCAACAAGCCUUCCCCCAGCCUCCUGCCUCAGAAUGGUUCACAGGCUCCGAUACCGCACAUGGCUGUCAGCUCUGCUCCGUCAGACCCACCGCCACAGUCCACAGGAGACAACUCCAGCCGGUCAGAUGAUGACCACCCGUCCACAGAAAGUCCUAGCGAGUUGAAUAAGGAGCACCAGUCCAUGGAAAACAGUUCUAACAAGACAGACAAUGACCACCACUCCACAGAAAACAGUCCUGAAAAGUUGGAUAAGUCCACGGAAAAAAGGCCUGACAAGUCAGAUAAGGACCAACACUCCACGGAAAAAAAUCCUGACAAGUCAGUUAAGGACCAACACUCCACGGAAAAAAAUCCUGACAAGUCAGUUAAGGACCAACACUCCACGGGAAAAAGUCCUGACAAGACGGAUAAGGAGCACAUGCCCACGGAAGACAGUCCUGACAAGUCGGAUAAGGACCACUACUCCAUGGAAAAAAGUCCUGACAAGUCAGAUAAGGAGCACAUGCCCACGGAAGACAGUUCUGGCAAGUUGGAUUGGGAGCAGCAGUCCACAAAAGACAGCUCUGAACUUGAAGGGGGUUCUCCACCCAAAGAAGAGAAGGAAAUGCCAGGUCCUGCCUCUGGAGAGAACCUUGAAGGGACCCUUUGGGAUUCCAUAAACAGGAAGAAGGAUGACCUUUAUAAGGACAAUCUUGGAAGUGCGGAGAGCAGUCACUUCUUUGCAUAUCUGGUGACUGCAGCCAUUCUCGUUGCUGUUCUUUAUAUUGCCUAUCACAACAAGCGGAAGAUUAUUGCUUUUGCCCUGGAAGGAAAAAAAACCAAACCUACUCGGCGACCAAAGGCCAGUGAUUACCAGCUGUUGGACCAGAAGAUUUGA
Molecule: messenger RNA, 1158 nt
Organism: Pipistrellus nathusii (Nathusius's pipistrelle)
Lineage: Eukaryota; Metazoa; Chordata; Mammalia; Chiroptera; Vespertilionidae
Source: the annotation of a GenBank genome assembly